Molecule: messenger RNA, 1931 nt
Organism: Oryza brachyantha (malo sina)
Lineage: Eukaryota; Viridiplantae; Streptophyta; Magnoliopsida; Poales; Poaceae
Exons: 3
Coding region: 151-1650 (499 amino acids)
Source: RefSeq, a predicted model, not a curated record
UAUCUAAAUCUGUGUGAUGGUGGUCUCGAGGGUGACACAUGACAUGUGCCAUGCAAAUGUUGCGAUGCCCUCCUUCUCCUUCUCCUCCUUGGCUGAGGCUGAGGCUGAGACUAGAAUAGAUUAGACCACCCCAAUUCCUCCUCCUCCUCCAUGAUCCCCUCCGCCUACGCCAUCCCACGCCGGAGCCCCUUAACCUGUCCCUGCUGCCGGAGGCGUCGCCGCAAUGUUGCCGCCGGGAGGCCGCCACUCGUCGCCUCCUCGCUCACGGCCAGGGCGCUCGCCGCCGGCCUCUGGAGGCUGCGCCAAGCGGAACGCUCCUCCGCUCGCCGGCAAGAUAAUCUGCCUAGGGCCCUCCUUGGUGGGCGGAAAGCGAAAGCGCGGAGUGAUUUUGGGGUUGGGAGGCAGCAGCAAUCCUUUUGUACUAGGAAGCACGGCCAUGGCAACGGAAUCUUAGACAAGAUUGAGGCGGAGUAUGGAUUUGGUGGUUUGAUGGAGGAGAAGGCAAGCAAGAGGUGGAGGGUGGAGGCUGCUGUGGAGAUGAGGAAGGCCGCGGAGGAGAAGGCGUGGUGGAAGAGCAAGGCCCGGUGCGCGGCGAUGGCCCUGAGGGAGGAGCGGCAGCACCGGCGGCAGCUGGAGGCCGCGAACGGGAGGCUGCUGAAGAAGGUGGAGAGGGAGCGGAAGGCGCGGGAGGUGAUGGAGGCGGCGUGCGAGCAGCUGAGCAAGGAGGUGGAGGAGGACCAGGCGGAGGUGGAGGCGCUGCGGCGGGAGUGCGUGGCGAUGCGGGAGGAGAUGGAGGAGGAGCGGCGGAUGCUGCAGAUGGCGGAGGUGUGGCGGGAGGAGCGGGUGCAGAUGAAGCUCUCCGACGCCAGGGCGGUGCUGGAGCACAAGUACGCCCACCUCAACUCCCUCCACGCCGACAUGGACUCCUUCCUCCGACGCCUCAACCACAACAAGCACGCCCUCCUCUUCCGCACCCGGAUGGCCGACGCCGCCACCUCCCUCCGCGCCGCCAACCACCACUUCCUCUCCGCCCCCGCCCCCGCCGCCCACGACCACAACCUCUUGUUCGACCACUUCCGCCGCAACACCACCCACACCAACAACACCGACGCGUCGCCGUCGUCGAGUGUUGCGAGCCCCGCAACCGACCUUUUCCUUGAAAAGGCCGAUGCCGAUGUCGAUGUCGAUGCUGCUGCUGCUGGUGGUGGCUGGGCAUGGGAAACCCCUCCUCCUGCUGCUGCUGAUCGCGCUGCUUCUACUAGUAACAGUGCUAGUAACAAUAACAACAAUGGCGGCAGCGGAGUAACGGAGGAGGGUGGCUCCGGCAGGAGCAGGCGGUCCGGCAACUUCAACACGGCGCUGAUCCGCAGGCUGUGGCGCUCAGCCCUCAGCGAGAGCAGGAAGAAGACAGCAGCAGCUUCUUCCUCGGGGAGAAGCAGAGUCGUGCAGAGCGGCUGCUCACCGUCUUAUUCCGACAGAAACAGAGACAGAGACAGGGACUCGGCGAGGUCGAGUGUGAUCGAUCCGGCUAGUCAAGCAGCUAAGGAGGAGGAGAAGAAGAAGAAGAAGAAGAGCCUUAUGGAGAAGCUGAUGGAGGCGAGGAUGGACGACGCUGAGGACAGACAGAAGAAGCCACAGGCAGCAGCAUAGCCAUCACUCCACCAUCCACUGUGAAUGAAGCUCAAGCGUGAUGCAGUUGCAAAUUAAGCUAACAAGACACGGUAUACGUACAGCUAGCUAUCAAGCUCCAUCCAUUCCCAUUGAUACAUGUAAAGUAUGUACUGUACUACAUUCAUAUGUGUACCACAAUCUCUGUACAUUAUUCUUUUUAUUAUUGCUCUACUCCAUUGUACAUACAUACUGAUUGUGAUUGCUACCACUUCCAGUACUCCAGUACAGUACAGACAUAUAUAUGUGCCUGCUAACUACAA